UUAUGGAUGGAAGCGAGUAAUUUUGAGGAGUUGUAUGAAUAAUGAUAGUAAUUGAUGGUGAAAACACAUGAACAAUAAUGAUGUUAAUUUGAAAUGAGAGAAAACAUGGGCGACAAAUGAGUCGAUCAUCGUCCCGCAGCGCAGGCGCAACAAAACUACCUGAUUUCCACACCUCGCAAACGUGGCAAACGUGGCACAGAUUAUAUACUGCUAAAUUCAACGCAGAUAUCAAACCUCUCCCUCCAUUUCUAUCCUCAAUAAAUAGCUCUCUUCAUUGCAUUUCUCAAUUUUUAAUUAAUGGCGCUUGAAGCAACGCAUCCCAAUUUCUUUCCUCCGCAAUUUCUUCAACACAGAGAAAGCUUUAUGAAUCCUCCCCACGAAGGGGAUGCGUACAGCCACAAGUUUCAGGCGAUUCCAUUUCAGGUGAAUCAGCAGUUUAAUUCCGGAUCUAAAACUUCGAUCAGUAGCCUCACCCCCUAUAUUCCGGCUACCAGAAAGCGAUACAGAGAUGAAUUCCACACUUCUCCUCAAUUAUUCGGUGAAAGCAUCUUGCCUCAAUUCCAGCCGGAGAUCGACUCCUUAAUUCAUCAACAUACGAUGAAAAUCCGAUCGGAAUUGAAGGAGAAAGACGAUCAGAUCGAGAAAAUGGCGAGAUUGAAUCUGAUGCUUGAGGAAAAGGCGAAAGGCCUCUACCUUGAGAGCCAGCUGUGGCAGGAGACGGCGCGGGCCAACGAGGCGGCGGCGAAUUCCCUCCGGCGCGCGUUAGAUCAAUUUGGGGAGGGAUCAGGCGCGGCGGUGGAGGAGGAUGUGGAGUCGUGCGGCAGCUGCUGCGAUGAGACGGCGGAGAGUAGUGAGAGGAGGAUGUGCUGGAUUUGCGGGGAGAGGCAGUGCUGCGUGGUGGUGCUGCCGUGCCGCCACCUCUGCCUCUGCAGCGGUUGCGGAAGCGGGCUCCACGCCUGCCCCGUUUGCAAUGCUAGCAUGGCUGCCACGGUGCACGUAAAUAUAUGAUGAAAUUAAUAACUAGGCUUGGAUUAAGCAAUAAUAGGGUUAGAAGAAGUGAGAAUAUAUGAUUUUUUUUUUGUUAAUUUUUACAUCAAAUUCAAUAUUCAAUUGCCAAUACACAAGAUUUUCUAUCUA
Messenger RNA from Salvia splendens (bonfire salvia), 1137 nucleotides. Its product is annotated as E3 ubiquitin-protein ligase BOI. The transcript has 3 exons. Gene Ontology annotation, molecular function: ubiquitin-protein transferase activity. NCBI's taxonomy places the organism in Eukaryota, Viridiplantae, Streptophyta, Magnoliopsida, Lamiales, Lamiaceae. The record is from RefSeq and is a predicted model, not a curated record. Gene Ontology annotation, biological process: regulation of programmed cell death. Bases 298 to 1008 code for a protein of 236 amino acids.